Molecule: messenger RNA, 1332 nt
Organism: Tetrapisispora phaffii CBS 4417
Lineage: Eukaryota; Fungi; Ascomycota; Saccharomycetes; Saccharomycetales; Saccharomycetaceae
Exons: 1
Coding region: 1-1332 (443 amino acids)
Source: RefSeq, a predicted model, not a curated record
AUGCAAUUGUUUCAACUUUUAUUUUUGAGUUUUGCUCUAUUGCAAUCAUUUGUUAUUGGUAUGAAAGAUGUUGGGUAUGCUCAGCAAUUCAUGGAUGAGAAUAAUCUUGUCCAAGUCAAUGGUAAGAACUACCAUGAAUUGAGAAAAGGUAUUAAGGACCAUUGGGCUAUUGUCCUCUUCAGUGCCAAGCAUAUUGAUCCUACGAAAGGUAGUUGUGAGAUUUGUGAUCAUUUUGCGGUUGUUAUGGCUAAUGUGGCUAAAUAUGUGAAUAAAUACGAUCCUGGUACUAAAGCAUUGUUCUAUUUUGUCGAUCUUCCUGAAACUUUAAGUGCUGUUAGAGAUUUCGAUUUCACAUUCGUUCCUCACUUGUAUGUAUUUCCUCCCCCUCCUAGAAAGACUAUUUGGAAAGAUCAAGAUAAACUAUUCUACAACCUGGAUUUUGAAAAUUCCAUGAAUGAAUGGAAGUUCGCUGAGUUCUUGGACGAUUACAUCGAGUUACCAAUGAAUGAAAUGGCAGAGGAUCUAUCAAGAGACUUCAUUGUAGUGGAAACCCCAGAAUCUUUAAAAGAUAAAAUUGAGCCAACCUCUCGUAAUUUGAACAGCAUGAAGAAUAAGAAUAUCAAGAAGAGACCUAAGCAUUCCAGCACGAUUGCAAAAAGCAACAAAGUGAAGAAAGCAGUCACUCAUUCCACCGUGAUGCACAGUCCUGACACUGCACAAGCAGCCGAUAUGCACGAUCAUUCUACUAAACCAGUUAAGAGCGGAAAGAAGGUCAGAUCCAAGCGUAAUUCCAAAUCCAAGUCCGCAUCUAGCUCUAAGUCGAGCUCUAAGCCUAGCUCUAAGUCGAGCUCUAAGUCUCUAGUCAACAAGUUCACCGUCCCAUCUGUCGAUGAACCAAUCGAAUCUUUCAAAAAUAGUCACAACAAAGAAACUCUCAGUACUUUUGUGUCCUCUUUCUCUCAAAAUGCACCAGUUGUUGGAGAACCGAGCAAACAUAGUUUAAGGAAAGAUAAGAGAGACCCUGAGAUUGAUGUAGGAUCUUUUAGCACCAUCAAGAGCAAAAAUAAACCUAGUAUCGAUAUAAAGAACCACGCAACUGGUGAACAACAACAAGCUUCACAGCAACAGCAAUCACAAGAGCAACAACAAGCUCCACAACAAAAAGAUGUACUUGAAGACCAAAAUGGUGUCGCCAUCACCUACAACCCUAAAUUAUUGCAACCAAUGGCAGCAAAGGACUAUCUACUAGUCGUUGCAGAAUACUCUAAAACCAUCGCUAUUGCAGUUGUGAUUUACUUCGUCUACGAUAAGUUUCUAUUCAAAUUAUUCUAA